Mitosporidium daphniae is the source of this 591-nucleotide messenger RNA. RefSeq lists its product as uncharacterized. The record is from RefSeq and is a predicted model, not a curated record. Bases 1 to 591 code for a protein of 196 amino acids. Gene Ontology annotation, cellular component: Set1C/COMPASS complex. The transcript is spliced from 3 exons. NCBI's taxonomy places the organism in Eukaryota, Fungi, Microsporidia. Gene Ontology annotation, molecular function: histone binding.
AUGAGUGGCAAUCUUGUGCUUAUUGAAAGUUCGUCCGCAAUUGUCGUGGAGACCCAUAAAAAGGCAAUAUCCAGAAUACGGUUUAGCCCGUGCAGCUCCAUGAUAGCAACGUGUUCAUCUGACCGCACCAUCAAGAUUUAUCAUAUUGAUGAAGAGUGGAGGUGUAUAGCGACUCUAAUGGGACACUUGUUGGGCAUUUCCGAUAUCUCUUGGUCCUCAGAUUCUUCUUUACUGGCAUCGGCAUCAGACGAUACCACUGUGCGGAUAUGGCAGAUAAACUCUGCGUCCGAUAAGGCGGAUUCGCUUGUAUUGAAGGGACAUUCGGCGAUCGUCCUUGGGUUGCAUCUGGAUCUUUUGAUGAGAGCAUUCGCAUUUGGAAUGCCUGGAAUGGUUGUUUUCUUUUCUGAUGUUUUAGGAGAGUGCAUUCGAAUGAUCUCCGCGCAUUCGGAUCCCGUGACGUCUCUUUGUUUUGCUCCAGACGGCACACAAAUACUGGCCUCGUGUUCUUACGACGGGCUUGCCAGGCUUUGGGAUUGCUCCACAGGCGAUUGUCUUAGGACAUUUAUUGACGAUAGAAAUCCUGCUUGGUAA